AUGAUGAACGUAGUGCAAUAUCCAUUGGUGAACCUUUUUAUACGUCAACAAAAUACUUUACCGAUUAAAUUAAGAUUUAAAGUUGAAUCAGUAAGUGAAAUAGUUCUAUCAUUAAUGAGUCAAGCUCAAAUAUGUCUUCAAUCAAACUCGAAUUUUCUUUCAUUAACUACUUAUGACCAAACUGUAUUAAUUAAUUCAACAUUAAAACAUGUUGCAGAUAUAAGUGUAUCAUUUACAUUGAGUCCAAAACAAAUUACAAAUCAACUUGAUCGUGAUAACACAUUUAUUAAAUUAAUACUUUCAAUUAUUGUUUUUUCAACAAUUAAUUAUAUAUCUAAAGCACAAUCUACUUCAAUUAAUUUAAUAAAUGUAAAACAAAUAUUAAAUAUUCAAGAUAUAUAUGUAGAAUUAGCAUGGAAAUAUUUAAUAUAUAGAUAUGAUUAUUAUCAAGCUGUAAAAUGUUUUAGUAAUGUAAUAAGAGUUAUAUUUAUAUCAACUGAUGGUAUUCAUCAAGCACAACAAAUAGAAGUAUGUAUUAAUAUGGUUGAUUCUCUUACUCAACAAACUGAACAAACACUGAACAUUAUUAAUUAA
Molecule: messenger RNA, 594 nt
Organism: Rotaria sp. Silwood2
Lineage: Eukaryota; Metazoa; Rotifera; Eurotatoria; Philodinida; Philodinidae
Source: the annotation of a GenBank genome assembly